AUGGUACGCAAGAAGUUUCUCAAGAAGAUUUCCAAGAUCUCCGAGAGGGACAAACAUGCUCAGCCAUUCAGAUUCAUGAAUCUGCCACCCGAGCUUCGUGUCGAAGUUUACCGUCUCGCCCUCGUCAAACAGGGGAACAAAUACGAGAGAGUCAAGUACACCCUCAGGCCACCAGCCCUCGCUCAGGUGUGCAAACAGCUCCGUGCUGAAGCUCUGCCAAUCUAUUAUGGUGAAAACGCAUUCUACAUCUCAAUGGACAUCGACGUAAUUGGAUACGAGGAGGGCAUGUAUCCCUUUAGAGAAGAUGACGAUAGCCAGCUAAAUAAGUUUCUCGAUAUGUGCUCUACUAUCGUUUCUACUGGCUGUCUCCAGUUUAUCACCAAUUUGGAGGUCAAUUACAGUGAACCAGUGUUCGAGGAUUCGUACAACUACUUGCUUGGCCUUGAGUUCACCCGCGAUUCAGACAUUUCCACCCAGAAUGGGCGAAUCGGUGAUGACAAUCUCGACUGGGAUGAUGCUGAAGCAGUAACUGAGGCAUUCAACGCUACCCUUAAGCGAUCGGUGGGAUAUGACGCAGAGAUGAGAGAACACGUCCCGGUCGCAGAUAUCAUCAAGGUUCUCUUUGCGCUCGCUAGGCAUUGUCAUAGUGCAAACCGUUGUGUGAGGCUGUCGUGGGACUUUGGCCAUUAG
This is a messenger RNA of Talaromyces rugulosus, 690 nucleotides long. RefSeq lists its product as uncharacterized. Lineage: Eukaryota; Fungi; Ascomycota; Eurotiomycetes; Eurotiales; Trichocomaceae. The record is from RefSeq and is a predicted model, not a curated record. The coding region runs from base 1 to 690 and encodes 229 amino acids. The transcript has 2 exons.